This is a messenger RNA of Bacillus rossius redtenbacheri, 1862 nucleotides long. RefSeq lists its product as uncharacterized. NCBI's taxonomy places the organism in Eukaryota, Metazoa, Arthropoda, Insecta, Phasmatodea, Bacillidae. The transcript is spliced from 4 exons. The record is from RefSeq and is a predicted model, not a curated record. Bases 122 to 865 code for a protein of 247 amino acids.
AUUUACUUUGGAAACUUUACUGUUGUCCGUCAGUUGUUUACAAAUUGUGGCGGAAAAGUUUCGUUUGAAUUUAUGAUUUUAGCUUGCUUUACUUAGAUCUAACAAAAUUUGAAGAAUCGAUAUGUUUCAAUUAGUAAAGAAAUCUAACAUCCGUGUAAAACGUGUAAAUUUACAAGUCAUUUUUGAAAAUAAAAUUACACCAAGCGAUUGUGCGAAUCUUUUGUCAAGUCUGAUAGAAUAUAUUUUAAUCCAAUUCCAACAGUUGCCGGGAUGUCCAAGGACAUUUUACGUACGGAACUCAAAUGUCUCCAGUAUCACAGAAGAUCAAAUUUGUAGUGUUUUUAUAAAUGAAGAGCACAGCCGAAAAGAGUUGCAUAAGCUGCUAAGUGAUUUCAACAUCUUGAAACAGACUCUGAAAGAGGAAAUAGAAGAUGGUAGUAUCACAGACUUGGAGCUGCACAUCGGAAGCGGUCCACCAUUCACCGACCAUCUGGUUCACGUUUCCGUGCCCCCUUUGAGUGAGAAGCUGGAUGGUGAACCAACAUUUAUAUCCAAGAAUAUGGGUAUUUUAUUUAAGAAAAUCUGCGAAUGUGAAGAAUUGCAGAAUGCUGUGGAUGAUGUUCGGCCAUCGAAAAUUGAUGUAUUCUUUGCAAAACAGUUGCACGCGAGAUCAAGGAAUUUUUUCCCAGUGAAACGCUUUGUAGAUUGCGCAUCCAAAUCACACAUAAACGUUGAGUUUUUAGUUCGUCCAGAAAUAGACACUGACAACCAGCCUCAGAGCAUCUCCGUCUCGCAGCAAGUCGACUGGUACAGAAUGCAAGGCAUUCGUGGGUUUGGAAUGGCCCACCUCUUUUCGAAUCAUUGAUUGGCUUGAUAUGAGCAAUCACCUUAAGAGGAUUGGAAAGGUUACAUCGUCCAUGAAUAAUGAGAAUAUAAAAACAAUUAAAUCUGAACGACUUGACAGAAUUUUAUGGGGUUGGUUAUGUUGGCUAAAUAUUUUCACAAAGAGACCAGAAUGUACAGAAAUAGUCAAUAGAGUAUAUAAAAAAAUUGCAAACUGUCUUUCGUAAAAUAAGGGCUGGAAACCAAAAAUAAACAAACCUGAAAAAAAAUUGGCUGUAUAAUUUGUUUAUUUUACUUUAAGAAAAACCAUUUGAAUUUUUUUUUUAAAACUAUACCUUGUAUUGACUAUUUCUAUACAUUCAGGUCUCCGCAGUGAAAAUAUCUAGCCAGACAAAACAAACCUCCAUGGAAUUCUGCCGAGUCAUUUAGAAUCGAUUAUUGUUUUUUUUCUUCUCAUCAUUCAUGCACGAUGCAACUUACUAUCCUCUUUAAUCACAGAUAUUUUAUUAUAUUUUUGUGUGCAAUUUCAUGAUUAAACAUUUUGAACUAUAAAUAUAUGUAAUUCAUAACUGGUAGUGCUAUCUAUGUGAAAAACGCAGAGACUGUCAACAGUACUCUCUACGCUGCAAGUUAAACAAGGAGAAAUGUGAUCAUGCUGGUUGCAAAUACAAAAUUCAAGACAUUCACAGCUGACUGUGUAGGUUACCUGUAUCAAUUUUCUGACAAAUGUGCAUGCACAUUCUCUUGUCCUAUUCUUUCAUUCAUAGAUCUCUCUCUGUUAUAUCACACAAAGAGGAGAAUGAAAAUGAGCCCAGCAAUGUAUAUAUAGGGUAGUGCUCUGACCUUGAAAUUUUACUCUCAUCGCACCACAAAGAAGUUUCACUUCAAAAAUACAAAACAUUAAAAAUAAGUUUGUUUAACAAGAUGUAUUGAUUUAAAGAAAUCAAAAUGAACCAUAACAUUAUUUAAUUUGAAAAAUUCUGAUGUGGUAUUUUUGAAAUAAAAGACGUCCUUGCUUA